Gadus chalcogrammus (walleye pollock) is the source of this 987-nucleotide messenger RNA. RefSeq names its product tachykinin precursor 4 (gene tac4). The record is from RefSeq and is a predicted model, not a curated record. NCBI's taxonomy places the organism in Eukaryota, Metazoa, Chordata, Actinopteri, Gadiformes, Gadidae. The transcript has 5 exons. The coding region runs from base 108 to 455 and encodes 115 amino acids.
UCUACAGCGAGGAGGAGAGGUGUGAAUCGGCGCAUUACGCAGCGUCCCACAGUCCGUGUUGAACUUUUCUUCAGUCGACUGCGAGUCCUCGGCUAUUUGCUGCGAAUAUGGAGAUGCUUAAGUUCAUCGUGUUGCUUUUAGUGGCAGUGUUCGCCCAGGUGUACACCGUGGUCCUGGGGUCGCCUCUGUCCAGCGAGGUGGACGGAGAGAUCUGGAGCACGGACAACUGGCAGGGGUUCCCGCCAGAAGGAGCCCUAACCACGCGGCUGGCGGACCUCAUGAAGCGCUCCAGAGCUCAGCAGUUCCACGGGCUGAUGGGUCGCAGCACAGCUGACGUGACUCAACUUUCGAAACUGGGCAGGAAACGGAACAAAGGAGAGAUGUUUGUGGGCUUAAUGGGCAGAAGAGGCUUACGUGGAGAUCUGGAGGAGGAUUUGCUGCCCAAGUUCUACUAGCUAACCCUAUUUCGGAGGACUUUAAUUAAAACAAUAACUUUCCCAUUUGAUAAUUGCUAUCCUCACCCAUCACAUCGCCACUCAUCGUCCGUCCCGCUGUCCUGGUGGGGGAGGAAGCAACGAAACCACCGCUCCAACCGCAGUAGCCCAACAAUAACCAUAGAGAAGCUGACACCCGACACACAUGUCAGUUCAACGCUUACUGGACGCCCGCUACGUCUGCUGUGUGUGUGAGUGUGUGUGUGUGUGUGUAUUUAUCACCUACUUGAAGCCCAGCGAGUCCGGGUGGGGGGUGAGGAGUUGUAUCGUGCCAUGAGUUCCUACGUUAAACCUAUUUUGGGAAGAGGGUGCCAUGCUUGAAAAUCUGUAACAAGAGGGAAUGUCGCGUUUUCUUCAAUAAAACAUUAUUUUGUUCAAGCUGUGCGCCUCUCUUACGAUGCACACAUGUCCACGUCGAUUGUCAGGGAUUGGUUUAGGAGGACCCUGGUGGACAAUCUGAGAGUCUGCCACAGAAAAGGCAUUACACUUUAUA